Messenger RNA from Astyanax mexicanus (Mexican tetra), 2412 nucleotides. RefSeq names its product phospholipid phosphatase 4 (gene plpp4). The coding region runs from base 565 to 1425 and encodes 286 amino acids. Gene Ontology annotation, molecular function: phosphatidate phosphatase activity. Lineage: Eukaryota; Metazoa; Chordata; Actinopteri; Characiformes; Acestrorhamphidae. The record is from RefSeq and is a predicted model, not a curated record. The transcript is spliced from 7 exons. Gene Ontology annotation, biological process: phospholipid metabolic process.
GAGGUGUGAGAGAGAAAGAGAGAGAGCGAGAGCAAGAAAGAUGUGAGAGAGAGAGAGAGAGAGAGAGAGAGAGAGAGAGAGAGAGAAAGAGAGAGAGAGGAAGGAAGAGAGAUUGAGAGAGAGAGGGAGGAAGAGAGGUGUGGUAAAGAGAUUGGGAGAGAGAGAGAGAGGAAGAGAGUUGUUAGAGAGAAAGAGAAAAAGAGGGGUGGGAUCCAGUCAACUUUACUUCUCCCACAUCGUCGCCUUCUUCUUCUUUUUCACGUCCCUGCUGACGUCUUUACAGGGUUGUUAGUGUGUGUCGUUUCACGCACGCACGCACGCACGCACGCACACAUACACACACACACACACACACACACAGGAUUAAAGGCCGAAUUUAACUGGAAAUCUAAAAAAAAAGGCUCAGCCUGCCUCCCGCUGCUGCUAGCGGUGCGGUUGUCGAGGGGAACGCGGGGCUGGAGCGCGGCGGCGCGGUGCAGCCUGACUACAGGACCACGAACGACCAUCCCGCAGUGUUGUUUCAGAUUUGGAUUUGCUGAGGAGGAGCAGGAGAACAGAGAGAUCAUGAAGAUGUCGCCUCCAGACCGAAGGAAAAGCCUGCGCGACCUGGCGCUGGAGAUCGGGAUCCGGGUGCUGCUGUUCGGAGUUUUUGUGUUUACAGAGUUUCUGGAGCCCUUUGAAAGAGUAAUCCAGCCUGAGGAACUGUGGCUCUACAAGAAUCCUCUGGUGGAAUCUGAUCGUAUACCCAAGAAAGUCAUGUUCGCUAUAUCCUUUCUCACUCCGUUGGCUGUGAUAUUUGUGGUGAAGAUUAUACGACGGACGGAUAAGACCGAAAUCAAAGAGGCGUGUUUGGCUGUGUCUCUCGCACUGGCACUGAACGGUGUCUUCACAAAUACUAUCAAGUUGAUAGUUGGCAGGCCGAGACCUGACUACUUCCAUCGCUGCUUUCCUGACGGCCAAAUGAAUGCUAAAAUGCUGUGUACAGGAGAACCAGACAUGGUUUCUGAGGGCCGCAAGAGUUUCCCCAGCAGCCACUCCUCCUUUGCUUUCUCUGGCCUGGGCUUCACUUCCUUCUACUUGGCAGGAAAGCUACAGUGUUUUACAGACAGUGGGCGCGGUCGCAGCUGGCGACUCUGUGCCAUGAUCCUGCCCCUCUACAGUGCCAUGAUGAUCGCCCUGUCCCGCACCUGCGACUACAAGCACCACUGGCAAGAUGCAUUUGUUGGGGGUGUGAUGGGUCUGCUGUUUGCUUACAUCUGCUACCGCCAGUACUACCCACCCUUCCUCCAUACAGACUGCCAUCUGCCUUAUGCCAGCCUGUCUCUCAGCCCUAUCCAGCAUGUGCCAGUCCACCAGGAGCAUCUUCAGCCUACAGGUAAUGCCACAGGUCUACCUCUGGAGGGCAUGACUGAAGGGCCUGUAUGACUAAAGGAGAUGCCCAUGUCCCACAACUCCCUCUUAAGCAUCACCCUGUGGCUACAACCCGCACAGACUGACAGACUGGUCAACAUUCCAGUGGGUUUUUCCAGUUUUAUUUUUGUGUAUAUUUGAUUUGUGUGGUACUGAUGCUUGGUCCACUAUAAAUACAAUGUGUCACAAAAGUGAGUACACCCCUCACAGUGUUUGUCACAACACUGACAAAAUGAUACUUUGACACUAUGAAACUAGUCUGUGUGCAGCUUAUAUAACAGUGUAAAUUUAUUUUUUCCUUAAAAUAACUCAAUAUACAGUCAUUAAUGUCCAAACCACCAGCAACAAAAGUGAUUACACUCCUAAGAGACUACACCCCUAAAUGUCCAAAUUGAGCACUGCUUCUCAUUUUCCCUCCAAAAUGUCAUGUGACUCGUACUAGGUCUCAGGUGUGCAUAGGGAGCAAGUGUUUUCAGUUUAGGGGUACAGACCUCACACUCUCUCAUACUGGUCACUGAAAGUUCCAACAUGGCACCUCAUGGCAAAGAACUCUCUGAGGAUCUUAAAAGACAAUUUGUUGCGCUACAUAAAGCAUUAUCAUUCGGCAUUUUCAAAGAGAAGAGUCCUCUGAGAACACAUUGGUCGUCCAAAGAAGCUGAGUGCACAUGCCCAGCUUGGACAUGGAAAAGCAUUCCAAUGGCAACCUGUGAAGCUCUGGUAAACUCCAUGCCCAGGAGAGUUAAGGCAGUAAUUGGAAAAUGAUGGUGGCCACAAAAAUAUUGACACUUCAGAAACAUUCACUAAGGGGUGUAUUCACUUUUGUUGCCGGUGUUUUAGACAUGAAUGGCUGUAAAUUGAGUUAUUUUGAGGGAAGAACAAAUUUACACUGUGAUAUAAGCUGCACACAGACUACUUUACAUUGUUUCAAAGUGUCAUUUUGUCAGUGUUGUCCUAUGAAAAGAUAUACUUAAAUAUCUGCAGAAAUGUAAGGGGUGUGCUCAC